UGAGAAAGAAUAAAAUGUGCCUUGAUGAGCAGCGUGACAUCUUAGUCACCAGGUUUAUUCAUCUUCUAUUAGCCUGCAGUAUUAACUUAUAAGUUUCCCGCACAAGUCUUAAUGAAGGAGUGUGUCUCAAAGUCACUGACUGUAAUGAAUAUUUCCACUGGCUAAUGCAAGAUUGCCAAGUGGCAUCCGACAGGCAGAUUACUGACAGCAAUCAAUAGAGCACAAAAGCGAGUAACAUGGGACAAUGGUUGUUUAUUUUGCAAAGAUAUGGGGAACGCCCUGGGAUUUUUAAUUUAUUAUUAUUAUUAUUUCUCUGUACUCCUUUUGAAUGUUAAUGUUUUCUGAAGAUUGUUUCAGACAGGCUGUUAGGCUGCUGUUACUCACUGAAGCAGCAGCGAGCGAGGAGUUGCUGAGGCAGAAUUAGCAUCAUGGGUCAAAGGAAUGAGAGGAUAUGUCAGCUAAUUCCUGCCUAACACAAUCAGAAUUUGUGUGUGUCUGCUUUGGAGACCAAGACAUACUCGGCUUCCAAGCUUUUUGACAAUCCAGUUCCACUGUUUGCCUAGUUUUCUUUAUGCCUCGGAAGACCAGCAACAAAGAAUGGGGACAAAACUACCUGUUACUGCUGCCGUAGAACGUGGGCUAAGUUUUCUCUCAACUGGAUGAAGGUACUUCUGUGACAAAAGCUGGACUCCCCAAUUGCCUCUUUCAGCUUAUGUGUAUAACUUGAUGUGAAACGAAGGCUCCCUGGAAACGGUAAUGAAGGACCUGCAAAUGAUUCUUACCAUGCCCUGAUGAUGAAAAGAAGAAGAUUGUGGAAUUCCUUUGUUCCUAUUUCCUGGAGAAUGGAUGGCGAACCCUUCACCUCUGCUUUCUUCUCUUCUGGGAACAUUCCCGCAGAAACCGGCAUCACCCUGGAACAGAAAACAACCUUUGUCUUUGUCGUUUUAUUAUUCAUUUUCCUUGGCAUCCUCAUUGUCCGAUGUUUUCGGAUUCUCCUUGACCCAUAUAGGAGCAUGCCAACCUCUACCUGGGCAGAUGGACUCAACGGACUAGAGAAAGGACAAUUUGAUUAUGCUCUGGCUUAAAAACCAAGGAUGCAAAAACUUUAUCAAUAAGUCUCUGUCAUGUGGGACACAUUUCUCGCACGGGCGAAAAUAUUAGGGCGUUGUUUUUAAACAGCUGUAAGGUAGGUGUGGGGAAUCUUGGGCCCUCCAGAUGUUGGUCAAUGGUAACGCUUGCUGGAGCUGUAGUUCAUCAACAUCUGGAGGGUCAAAGUUUCCCCACAGCUGCCGAUGGGAAACCAGCAAUUUCCUCCAAGAAGAAAAGAUGGAAGUUUUUCGUAUGCAAAAUUCAGCUUUGGGUAUACACGCACACAAUAUCUUUUAGCUCAGACAACACUUUGAUUUGCAGCUGCCUUAUUUCUAAAAGGCGAUGUCUCUUCCCUGUCUCUCCCCCUCACCUACCGUGUUUCUCAUAUUAUAAGACACGUCUUAUAUUUAUUUUUUCCUCAAAAAAACACACUAUGGCUUAUUUUCAAGGGAUGUCUUAUUUUUUCCCCUCCUCCUGCCGCGGCCGGCAUUGCUGCUGCGCCUAUCACUAUGUCUAUUUUCGGGGUGUGGCUUAUAUUCCUUGAAUGCUUAAAAAUCCUGCUAUGGCUUAUUUUAUGGGUAUGUCUUAAAAUAUGAGAAACAGGGUACCUCCAAACCUUUAAUGAGCAUAUCCAUAUUUAAAAGCAAGCAUGUGAUUUUUGUGGUUUGUGUGUGGACAUUAGGUAAUGUUUGUCGAGCUCACAGGCAAAAAAAAUGUAUUUCCACUCCACUUGUCCCUCUUACCAGAAAGGUAAAAGUUUCUCAGCAACCUUAAUUAAAGAUUGAUAGCUUCAAUCUUUGGGCUGAUUUCAAUGGAAAAUACGUCUCACUCACAGCACAACCUUGAUUAGGAAACAAUGACUAAAAUCAUAGAUGUACAGUAAAUCAGUAGUGCUUUUCCAAGUCUGAAGGUAUAUAACCUGAUUCGUUUCAAAUUUUGCUAGGUUCUUUUAGGUUUGUUUCAUGUUGGAUCAGCUGUAGCAAUUUUAGUUAAACUGUGUGUGUGUGUGUGUGUGUGUGUGUGUGUGUGUGUGUGUAAACAGAACGAGCAGGAAUGCAAAAGGGUUGGCUUACCCCAUUUUGGACCACUUACUUCAAAUUUCUUUUUUACUGCAUAUUCAUGAUGAUUUGU
Molecule: messenger RNA, 2220 nt
Organism: Zootoca vivipara (common lizard)
Lineage: Eukaryota; Metazoa; Chordata; Lepidosauria; Squamata; Lacertidae
Gene: CTXN3
Product: cortexin 3
Source: RefSeq, a predicted model, not a curated record